Molecule: messenger RNA, 306 nt
Organism: Phycomyces blakesleeanus NRRL 1555(-)
Lineage: Eukaryota; Fungi; Mucoromycota; Mucoromycetes; Mucorales; Phycomycetaceae
Exons: 4
Coding region: 1-306 (101 amino acids)
Source: RefSeq, a predicted model, not a curated record
AUGAGACACAAAGUUGUAUUUCAAGAUGACAGUGGGCAUCUUCUUUUGGAGUAUUACUUUUUACAGCCCGAGUUUUGUCAGGCUCAAUACCAAAUAUGUGUCUCUUUGUUUGGCUAUACUCUGUCUGAUAUAUCAAAAAUGUAUCUCUAUUCAAAGACUACUGGUAUUGUCUUGAUAAUUCUGAAGAACAUGUUUAUAUCAAUUUUAUGUCAAGUCUUCUCUGUCUUCAUUCCCGCUAUUAAAGUAUGUAUUUCAUGUCUACUCCCAGAAGGCUUUAAAUUAUAUAUAGCAAGCAAGAAAUAUUAG